UGACGUCACUUUUUUGGGAACGGUGCGACCGUCCCAUCUGGAGGCAGCUAGUAAGGGAACUGUAGUAUGCAGAAGAUGCUGUCCAUCAUAUCCAACGUUUUGCGGGGAACCGCCAGCAAGAAUGGAGCCGAGGUGGCCUCAGAGGGCGCUCGGGUGGUGCUCUCCUCUAGGGGCUACGCAGACUUCACCCCGCAGGCAUCCUUCGACAUCAAGAAGUGUGACCUGCAUAAGCUGGAGGAAGGCCCGCCCACGGUGGCAGUGCUGACGAGGGAGGAGGGUCUGCAGUACUACAGGACCAUGCAGACGAUGCGGCGCAUGGAGCUCAAGGCUGACCAGCUCUACAAGCAGAAGAUCAUCCGCGGCUUCUGCCAUCUCUAUGAUGGACAGGAGGCCUGUGCAGUUGGCAUUGAAGGGGGCAUCACACUGUCGGACCACCUCAUCACUGCCUACCGUGCCCACGGAUACACAAUGACACGCGGCGGCACCGUCAGAGAAAUCCUGGCCGAGCUGACUGGUCGUCGGGGAGGAAUCCAAAAAGGAAAGGGCGGGUCCAUGCACAUGUACACUAAGCACUUCUACGGGGGAAAUGGAAUCGUGGGAGCUCAGGUCCCUCUAGGUGCAGGUGUUGCCUUGGCCUGUAAAUACCUGGACAAGAACCAGGUUUGCGUCAGUCUCUAUGGUGACGGAGCUGCAAAUCAGGGGCAGAUCUUUGAGACGUACAACAUGGCGGCCCUGUGGAAGCUGCCCUGCAUCUUCAUCUGCGAGAACAACAAGUACGGCAUGGGCACUGCAGUGGAGCGCGCCGCUGCCAGCACCGACUACUACAAGAGAGGAGACUUCAUCCCAGGCAUACGGGUGGAUGGCAUGGAUGUCCUGUGUGUGAGGGAGGCUACCAAGUUCGCAGCUGAUUAUUGCCGCUCUGGAAAGGGUCCUAUGCUGAUGGAACUGCAGACAUACCGUUACCAUGGACACAGUAUGAGUGACCCUGGAGUCAGCUACCGGACACGAGAGGAAAUCCAGGAGGUGCGUAGUAAGAGUGACCCUAUCUCCCUGCUAAAGGAUCGCAUGCUUCAGAACAACAUGGCCACCGUGGAGGAGCUCAAGGAAAUUGACGUGGAGGUGCGUAAGGAGAUUGAGGAUGCAGCUCAGUUCGCCACCACUGACCCCGAGCCCCCACUGGAGGACCUCUGCAACCACAUCUACUCCAGCGAGCCGCCCAUCGAUGUGCGCGGCACCAACCCGUGGAGCAAGCUGAAGUCCCACAGCUAAACAGGAGGAAGAGGAGGAGGGGGGGGGGUACAUGUGAACAGAAGAGAAGGGGAGGGGAGACGAGAGGAGAGAGGGAAGGGGGAUGAGAGUGGGGAAGACAAACUCAUCAGAAGUUUAACCUUUUUAAAAGCCCAGUUUCUUUAACUUUAAAAGCCCAGUUUCGUUAGCUGGGCUCCAGAGUCUAAAUAAAUACAUCUUAUUUUUCUGGGUUACAAGUCUGAACAAACUUCCUCAGCUCCAGGGACAGAGAGAGAGAGAGGGGGGGGGAGGGGGGAAUGGAGAGACGUCUGCUUGUCAGGGGAGGUAGAGAGGGAAGUCAUAUCAGCAUACACUCACAGAGAGGGAAGAACACUUUGCCUUUUCUUUUAACCAGUUUAAUCUUUCAUCAAGCCUUCUUUCAUGCAGCUUUCCGAGGAAGGCAGGAGAGGAAAGGAAACAGAUCUCUGCCUUUUCUUAAUAUUGUUGCUUAGGUCAAAUAUAAUCAUUGCUAUUAAAAACUGGAACAUUAUUAACCUUGAUCUCUUUCAGAGGCCUAAUGUUAGCUCAGAACCACUCAGAAGCGCUCAGAGGCAUUUGGGGGCGGGGCCCUUGGGGUCUCUACACUCGACAGCGUGAGACGGGGGCCUCGUGUUAACAUCGAAUUUCGCCGAAGGCUUGUCCGACGCUAUACAGACAUUCGUGAAAGACCUCUUUUAAAAAAACAAAAUAACGCACAAAACCUUCUGGUACUUCUGGUGGCUCCUACAACACUUUGGUCUUUUUGUAACAUUUCUGUGCUCUUAGUCGCACUCCUCCGAUGCCAACUGUCUUUGUGAGUGUGUGUGUUUGUGGGUGCCCAUGCAUGCAUGCACACACACAGACACACAGAGCCUGAUUCUUACACUUUAGCCUUCUCUCACAAAAACACUCUUGAAUUAUUGCACUCCAUUGAAAGUACUUUGAUGCGUUACUGUCGUCUUCAGAUGUGGUACACACCUUUUACUUUCUGUCGGAAACUCAUGAGUGACAAUGGUCCUUACCAGAGACCGCCACCUUUCAGUCAGUGACAAAAAAGGGAUUUCUGCAUCACUGUUGAUCAGAGACUAUCAGCUAUAAGACCUCAGUUAGGAAUGGUGAAAAGGGAAAAAGGAAAAUGUUAACCUUUCUGGAAAGAGCAUUUCAUCUUGCCAAACUUUUAACACCGUUAAUUACACAGUUGCUUGUAUUCAUAUCGGCACGUCGUGUGUGUAGUUCCUGAAGCCAAGGCCGUCUCAUCUCCACACCAGCUGCUGCUGCUGCUGUAGUUAGGGCCUGUUCAGGACCAGGAGCCCAGAGCCUGUGUGGUGGAUGGGCUUCCCAGUCUGAAGCCGCCGACCUCGAUCACGGAAACGGAGGCGUGAUCAGCCCCGAGGGACCCUGGGGGGGUGGGGCUGUCAGGGCAACUCUGCUGGGUAGUCUGUAGAGACCAGACAGGUUUGUAGUGCAGGGUAACAUGUUCACCUCUGUAUUGCAGCAGAACUACUACUGGUCACGCUCUGGCUGCAACGGCAGGGCCUUAUGUGGCGAUAUUAGUGAUUGUAGCAAUAUUGAUGAUGCAGUAAAGAAAUCCACAGCGGAACUUGAGUAUGAGACCUUUGUGUCACUCCUCUGCCAAACAUUUUUUCUGUUUUAUGGAGAAAGUACAGAUUUAGGUAAAGCACCAGAUACAACCAUAAAACAGAUUAAAUGCUACACAACACCUACAAAAGACAUUAUUAUUAUUAUUAUUUUUUCAUUUUAGUUGCAGUUUUUUAAAAUUUCAGAACGCACAAACUUAGUCUUGCUAUUCUGCUGUCUUCUCAAAGUCUCUCUACCUCUCAUGUUCAGCAGUCACUGUCUGUGUUGUAUUUAUUGGGAGAUUGUUUUUCUUUGUUACAUUAAAAGAGAUGAAAUACC
Messenger RNA from Alosa alosa (allis shad), 3183 nucleotides. It is a transcript of the gene pdha1a, whose product is annotated as pyruvate dehydrogenase E1 subunit alpha 1a. NCBI's taxonomy places the organism in Eukaryota, Metazoa, Chordata, Actinopteri, Clupeiformes, Clupeidae. Gene Ontology annotation, biological process: pyruvate decarboxylation to acetyl-CoA. Gene Ontology annotation, cellular component: intracellular membrane-bounded organelle. Bases 67 to 1269 code for a protein of 400 amino acids. Gene Ontology annotation, molecular function: pyruvate dehydrogenase (acetyl-transferring) activity. The transcript is spliced from 12 exons. The record is from RefSeq and is a predicted model, not a curated record.